AUGUCUGCAGAGCCAGUGCCAGGGCCUGAGGCUGGCAGGAGAGGCCUGAAGAAGCCACGUCCGUUCAGCAUCGAGGACAUCCUCUCCAGCCCCGCGGAGAAGAGCCCCCAGGUCUUGGUGCCACUGUGCCUGCGGAGCAUCCUGGACUGCACACCCCCGAGGCCCUGCGAGCUGGAGACCAUCCCAGCCAGCUCCCUGCAGGAGGAGGAGGAGGAGGAAGAAGAGGAAGAGCUGGAAGGGGCAGGCUGCAGCUGCUGCUGCUGCUCUCACACGAGUGCCCGUUCCCUGCAGGAGCUGCCAGCUUGGCUGGAUGCGCGGCUGCCCUGGCCCAUGCGGCUCCUGCAGCCGGCGCUCAGGGUGUGCAGGAGCUCCCAGGAGAAGGCAGGCGAGCUGCAGAGCCUGCAGCAGCUGCAGAGCCUGCAGCAGCAGCUGCAGCGCCGCACGCGCCGGCACCGCACCAUCUUCAGCGAGGAGCAGCUGCAGGCGCUGGAGACGCUGUUCCACCAGAACCAGUACCCGGACGUGGUGACCCGCGAGCACCUGGCAAACCGCAUCCACCUCAAGGAGGAGCGCGUGGAGGUGAGAUCCUGCUGAGGGGAGCUCCUGUGUGCCUGCAGCCCCCCAGGAACACACUGGGGCAUUGUGCUGUCUGUUUUGGAGCUGCAGACCCACGGCCUCAUUUUAACAUCCAUCCUUGUGUGUUUGACAAAAGAGAGUUUAAGUUUGGUGAGCAAUGGAAAACAUAAACCAUUUCAGCUGGGCUAA
Messenger RNA from Camarhynchus parvulus, 765 nucleotides. RefSeq names its product goosecoid homeobox 2 (gene GSC2). The record is from RefSeq and is a predicted model, not a curated record. Gene Ontology annotation, biological process: regulation of transcription by RNA polymerase II. Gene Ontology annotation, molecular function: RNA polymerase II cis-regulatory region sequence-specific DNA binding; DNA-binding transcription factor activity, RNA polymerase II-specific. Lineage: Eukaryota; Metazoa; Chordata; Aves; Passeriformes; Thraupidae. Gene Ontology annotation, cellular component: nucleus.